AGAUUGUCGCGGCACGUCAAUGCAGCAGAGCGCAGAGAGUGGAGUGUGACAGUAGAGCGCGCGCCGGGAAAAAGGCAACAGAGGCGAGAGAAAGAGAGAGAGAGAGAGAGAGAAAAGAGAGAGAGAAAAAGAGAAGUGGAGAGCGUGAGAGGGAGAGAGCGAAAGAGCAAGAGAGAGGAGAGAAAGUGAGGAAGAACCGCUCGCUUUCCUCUAGAGAAAAGAAAAGAAAAAAACUUUAUUAAUUAAAAGAAGAGAAGAUGAGCAGUCAGCUGGAGGACGAGGCGCGCGAGCGCGGCGACUGUAAGAGCAAGUCUCCCCCCGUGCUCUCUUCCUACUGCAUCGACAGCAUACUCGGCAGACGGAGCCCGUGCAGAGUCCGACUGCUGAGCGCGCAGGGCUUCCCCAGAGCAGCCGAGCACGAGCACGCCGCAGACGUGUGUGUUAAAGACAACUCAGACGUGCACCUGCCCCCUAAAUUGCGGCGACUCUACGGCCCCGGGGGUAAAUACGUGGACCCUGGCCGGAGCUUCCUCGAGCCCAGUGAAAAGGGCGAACGCGAGCGGCUGCUGGAGCCGAGCUGCGAGGGUCUGAAAAUCAGCCAUGCGCCGCCGGUCAGCAUCAGCCGCAGCAAGUCUUACCGGGAGCACGCGCUGCCGUUCGGCCCUGCCGAGGAGACGCACGAGCUGGGCGAGCUGAGCGCGCUGAAGUUCGAGGAGGAGGAAGAGGAGGAGGGCGGCUGCAGGGAUGAGGUGGUGGGAACCGGGGUGGCCGCGCAGGGGGCGGCGGUUGUGGUCAGCGCUGAGUCCGGCCUGCUGCCCUCGCCGAAGGACGAGGAGAGCGGCCAUGGAGACGGAGACGCCAAAGACGGCGAGGACAGCGCGUGCCUGUCCGCCGGGAGCGACUCCGAGGAGGGCGUGCUCAAGCGCAAACAGAGGAGAUACAGAACCACCUUCACGAGCUACCAGCUCGAGGAGCUCGAGAGGGCCUUCCAAAAAACCCACUACCCAGACGUGUUCACCAGAGAGGAGCUCGCUAUGCGGUUGGAUUUGACAGAAGCGCGCGUGCAGGUGUGGUUCCAGAAUCGCAGGGCAAAAUGGAGAAAAAGGGAGAAAGCAGGAGUUCAGACUCAUCCUCCAGGUCUACCAUUCCCCGGACCCCUGGCUGCAGCACAUCCUCUUAGCCACUACCUGGAGGGAGGCCCAUUCCCACCUCACCCGCAUCCUGCACUGGAGUCGGCCUGGACGGCCGCUGCUGCCGCAGCUGCUGCUUUUCCAGGCCUGGCUCCUCCACACAACAGCUCUGCCCUUCCUCCUGCUACGCCUCUGGGAUUGGGCACCUUCCUCGGCACUGCCAUGUUUCGACAUCCAGCCUUUAUCGGGCCCACCUUUGGCAGACUCUUCUCCAGCAUGGGUCCUCUGACCAGCGCUUCCACGGCUGCCGCUCUCUUACGCCAAACUGCUCCCACAGUGGAAAGUCCAGUGCAGCCCCCUGCAGGGCUGCCGGACCCUUCUUCUUCUUCAUCCUCCAACUCCUCCUCCUCCACGGCUGCUGACCGCCGGGCCUCCAGCAUCGCUGCCCUUCGUCUCAAAGCAAAAGAACACUCAGCUCAGCUGACCCAGCUGAACAUCCUGCCCGCCAGUGCCACAGGGAAGGAGGUGUGCUGAAACCUCCGCCCUUGAAAGACGCAAGCCCUUACCGAAAAAGCAUGACCAAAUCCACACAGCAAGUGGCACGACGGCCGGCUGCCCCAAGCACUGGAGUCGUGACGUUGAGCUGUCAAGCAGUGCCCCCCUCCCCUCACUGGACAUCCUUCUUUGGUCUUCAUCCAUUUGGCAUGAUUAUAAACCACAAACCCCACAGUCUCCAAUGUAGCUAUGCUGCCAAAGGGCAUGCCAGUGAGAUUGUACUUUAGCAAAGUCAGUCUGUUUCCUUUUUUCAAGCCAGGGAGAAUCCCUGUUGAAACAAGCACACAAAGUAGUGCCAAUUUAUACAAGACACUCUGAGCAUAUCAGCUCUCCCUGACCCGAUUCCAGUGUUGCACCAGAGGAGGGGUCAAUAUGCCAAAGGGAACUGCCAUAAACUUGCCGAAUCCCACUGUUACUGACCCCCAACCACCCCCUCACCCCCAAAUGUCAUCCACUCAUCCCAUCACUACUCAGUGUUUAUUUACUGUUCUGUCAUCCCUCCUGUUGAUUCUGCUGUUUAGGAUAAAGUUAACAAUUUAUUUUGUUUCUUAAAUGGACAUUCAAUGAGGAGUUCAGGAUGAAACCAUAGCUUGUUCACUGAUCUGUUAAGAGUAGCCUAUUUGUAUAUAUAUAGCACUGUAAAAAAUGAAGAUGUGAGGCGGAGGAAGGGAGAAAACAUGUACAUUUAAAACAUUUUGAAAAGAUUCUCUUGAUGUAGUAUUGUAUGAAUGUUUUCAAGUAGAACUCAACUUAUGUUGAUUUUAUGAGAUCUUAGGUUUUUAGAUAAUUAUUUAUGUCGCCAUGUGGACAGUGAGAGGCAGGGCAGGACACUUCACUGUCCAGUGAGUGAGCUGUCUGGCUGUGUGGCGUGGCCAGAUAAAAGAUGAAUAAAUGAAUCUGGUUAAGAA
Astyanax mexicanus (Mexican tetra) is the source of this 2593-nucleotide messenger RNA. It is a transcript of the gene arxa, whose product is annotated as aristaless related homeobox a. Gene Ontology annotation, molecular function: RNA polymerase II transcription regulatory region sequence-specific DNA binding; DNA-binding transcription factor activity, RNA polymerase II-specific. The transcript is spliced from 5 exons. NCBI's taxonomy places the organism in Eukaryota, Metazoa, Chordata, Actinopteri, Characiformes, Acestrorhamphidae. Gene Ontology annotation, biological process: regulation of transcription by RNA polymerase II. Bases 258 to 1664 code for a protein of 468 amino acids. The record is from RefSeq and is a predicted model, not a curated record.